Aricia agestis (brown argus) is the source of this 644-nucleotide messenger RNA. RefSeq lists its product as uncharacterized. Gene Ontology annotation, biological process: positive regulation of voltage-gated potassium channel activity; sleep; regulation of synaptic transmission, cholinergic. The coding region runs from base 83 to 529 and encodes 148 amino acids. The record is from RefSeq and is a predicted model, not a curated record. NCBI's taxonomy places the organism in Eukaryota, Metazoa, Arthropoda, Insecta, Lepidoptera, Lycaenidae. The transcript is spliced from 3 exons.
GACGCCGUUUACUUGGCAUUUGGUGACCGUAACCGCAACGGGACGUGCGUAUUUUGUGCUAGAGUUCGACGAGUGAAUAAAAAUGGCAAAACUCGCUAUUAUUGUGCCCAUCCUCUUCUUCGCCUUUGUGAAACAAAGCGAAGCUGUCCGCUGCUGGCAGUGCUCCUCCGACCUGAACCCGUUCUGCAACGACCCCUUCAACCUCAACCACCUGGACUACUCCGGCUACAUCCCCGCCAGGCUGGAGAACUGCGAUGCCAAUACCGGCGCAUCUUACCCCUACCUCACAUCUUCCAAGUCCGCUUGCAAGAAGCAGAAGAAAUAUGUGAACGGUCAAAUGAUCAUCUCCCGAGGCUGCACAUGGAAGCGGUCAGAUGACUACAGCACCCAGUGCCCGAUGAUCAACAAUCCCAACGAGAUCGCCUCCUUCUGCGAGACCUGCGAGUAUGACGGGUGCAACAGCGCGACAUCUAUCGGCAAAACUGUCGCACUACUAAUCGCGCCCCUGGGCCUUUUGCUGUUUAAGUAAUUUUAGGGUUAACUAGCUUUAUGGGACCAUGUUUUCCGUUUAACCCACCGCAGCCCGUCUAUGCCACGUAGGAACCAGAAUUUUUCGCCCCUUAAAUUGUGUGUUAACUUAAAAA